AUGAUCGAUGCGAUCAAUGCUGCCGUUGCCUCCGAGGCGAAGUCGACAGGUGCGUCUGAGCCCGUGGUUGAGGAGAUCUAUGCCAAGCUCAAAGAAAGCGGUUUUGAUUCUAAGCAGGUGACUACACUCGAGUUCAACUCUUUCUUGGAGCGGAAGCUCUGGCCAGGAUUUGAAACGGAAAAAGCAAGUCUUGCGCACUUGAUAACCAUCGCGCUUCUCAUCAACGAGAAGGUGCGAGAUGGAAGUGUUUCUGCAUGGGAUUCUGUGGCUGCCCGCAAAGAGAAGUUCUCGGGCUACUUUGAGAGCAUGCUGGAGCUGUGGAAGUCUGGGCGGUUGACACUUCGGGAAAAGUCUCACGUCCUUCAGUUCCUCAUCAAUUGCUUCCAAAGCUUGGAGCAAGACUUCGUGCGCGAGUGUUGCUUAAGGCUCACAGGCUUGCAGUCUUGGUUUCAUUUGAACGACCUCCAUCGAGAGAAGCUGUUGUCUUUGAACAAGAAGUUGCCCGCAUUUUGGAAGAAAGUUCAGAAGAAGUAUGCUGAUCCCAAGACGCCGCAGGCCAAGCACGAGCGGAAUUUCAUGUCCGAACUGCUCGAUGAGUUCUUGGCGUCGCUGGAGAAGUUUGGAGAGCUUACUGACUUGGGAGUAGAGGAGCUUUCCUACCUAGAGCGCUGCAUCGAGCUGAUGAUCGAUUUGCUGGAUCAGCUGCCUACGCGGCGCUUCUUCCGACCGCUGUUGGUGGACAAGCAUGUCGUUGUGCGUUGCAGAGGAUCCAAAGUGGCGCAGCUGCCACAAGCUCGUUUGGUUAAUCAGCUGCUUGGAAUUCUCAGAUACUACGAAAACUUCGAGAUAGACGACACGACUGGGAAGCCACUCUCGCGCCGUGAAGUCACAGAUCUUCACUACGAGCGCUUGCAGCUCCUGCAGAGAGUAUGCUUCCAGGAGUUUUCAGACAAUCCCAGCCUGAAGCAGAUCAUGCUGGUGAAUGUCGCGAAGCUAGACACCAGGGAAGCCCUCCUGGAACACUUCGAGCCCUUGCCGUUCGAAGUCCUAAAGGUACUCUGUGCCAAAGUCUGCUAUCUUGAUGUCUCCCGGGAUACCACGCUGGCAGCCAUGGAGCAGAAGGUGCGGGAUGCGAUUGCAGCACAGGAGGCUCAGGAGGCCGAGAAAGAGGCAACGGAGCCCAAAAAGAAGAAGCGGAGAAAGAAGGUGAAGACAGAGGAAGAAGAGCGGAUCUGCAAGCUUCUCGUGGAAAUUCUUGUCAACCGAUUGGAACGUCCGGUGAUGCAGCAAGAUGACGUGAUGAAGAUGCCUUUGUACCCGACGGAGGACCUGAUUUGGGAUCCAAAUCUUGUCCCAGAAGAACACUACUCAGGUGACUACACCCUGGCCCUUCCCAAGCUCAACCUGCAGUUCCUCACGAUACACGACUACCUGCUGCGAAACUUCAAUUUGUUCAGAUUGGAGUCCACGCAUGAGAUACGAGAUGACCUUCAAGAUCAGAUCCCCAGGAUGAAAGCCUCCGCCGAGCAAGACGGUGGCACGCAUUUCUCCGGCUCCGGACGGAUGAUGGUGCCUUUGGGCGGGCUGGAAGUCAUGAACGUGAAGAGGCCCAAGGUAGGAGAGGAGGUUCCAUCGGAAGUCCGGGCAGAAGUCCGCUGGUCCUUGACGGGAGUUCUGCCGCAGAUCCGAGAAGAAUGGGAUACGCUGAGAGAGCACGAUGUGAUAUUCCUGAUCAGGAUCAAAGCUCCAGAGGAGCCCUACGAUGGCAGGGUUGCCGACCUCACAGUGGCGGAGUUUCCAGAGAAGUUCGGUGUCGUGAGCGUGCGUGGAGCAGAGAUCACGGAGCUGCUUGACGACGAAGGCAAUGUCAUCAGCGAUCCGAACCCUGCAGAGCGCAAGACUCCCGUUGGAGACGGACGAGUAGCACGCGUGAUUUUGGACCCUGCGCAGUACCAUCAGGACUUGGAGGCCAUGGCGUCUGGGAAGACCGAGAUCUACAGCAACUUGAACCUCGUCCUGCGCCGCAAGCCGAAGGAGAACAACUUCAAGGCCAUCCUUCACACGAUCAGGAGCCUGAUGAACAAUGAGGACACAGUUGUUCCUGACUGGCUCCAUGAUCUCUUCCUCGGAUACGGAGACCCCGGAGCGGCUCAGUACUGGAAGCUUCCAACCACGCUGAGCGAAAUUGACUUCAGAGACACCUUCCUGGACGAAGACCACAUACUGGAAUCCUUUCCCGACGCUGAAGAUAUCGAUGUGCCGGAGGACUUGAAGAGGCCUUUCAAGUUGAAGUUCGAAGCAGUCAAGGGCACAGGCGCCAGCACUCUCAGCUCCAAGAGGCCACAAGAACGAGUGGUCGCUUCGGCAUACACUUUGCCCAACAUGGGCCCGUACCCAGAGUGCAUGCCGAGAGAGAACUCGAUCCGCUUCACGCCCGUGCAAGUGGAGGCUAUCCGGUCGGGCGUGAACCCUGGCUUGACCAUGGUCGUGGGACCUCCUGGAACUGGCAAGACCGACACUGCCGUGCAGGUUGUGAACCUGCUUUUCCACAACUUCCCAGACCAGAAGAUCGUGCUCGUGGCACAUUCCAACCAAGCCCUGAAUGAUCUGUUCGAGAAAAUCGUGGCACUUGACAUCCCUGAGCGCUACCUGCUCAGACUGGGUCGCGGUAUUGAGGAGCUGGAUGCAAAGCAAGACUUCUCCAAGUGGGGUCGAGUCAACCACAUGUUGAAGCGCCGAAUAGAUCUGCUGGCUAAAGUAGAGCGAUUGGCUGACACCUUCGGUCUCUCUGGACAGGACGUGGCCUACACUUGCGAAAACGCGCAGCAUUUCUUUCUGCACCAUGUGCGGUACCGGUGGGAAGAGUUCCACAAGAAGCUGGGCAUAGUUGGCAAAAACGGUGCCAACAUCCACAAGGUUCUGGGAAAGACCGGGACGAAGAAGCGCCGCCUCGACGAAGAGGCAGCGGAGGCAGCAGAUGGCAGGCAAAAUGAAGACGAGAACAGCGAGGAGGUGAAGAGGAUACGUGAGCAGCUGUUGAGUGGCCAGAAGACCGUGAUCAGUGUCUUAUUUCCUUUCACAAAGUUCUUUGCGGAUGCUCCUCAGCCACUUUUCCCUUCAGAGUCCCACGAAGCAGACCUAGAAAUUGCCGAAGGCUGCUUCCGGUACUUCGAGAAUAUGUUCAGGGAGAUUGAGGAAUGCCGUGCCUUCGAGCUUUUGCGGAACGGCCAUGAUCGUGGUGACUACCUGAUCACAACGCACGCUCGAAUCAUUGCGAUGACUUGCACCCACGCUGCUCUUACAAGGUCAACCUUGGUGAAUUUGUCCUUCAAGUACGACAACCUUCUGAUGGAAGAAUCUGCACAAAUCCUGGAAGUGGAGACGUUCAUACCGAUGCUGCUGCAGAAUGCCGAGAGCGGUGUGAGCAGGUUGAAAAGGGUGAUGCUCAUCGGGGACCACCACCAGCUGCCUCCGGUCGUCAAGAACCGGGCGUUCCAGAAGUAUGGGCACCUGGACCAGUCUUUGUAUGCCCGAUUCGUGCGCCUGAAGACACCGACGGUAGACCUCAAUCUGCAGGGUCGAGCGAGGCCCAGCAUCGCCGAGCUCUACAGUUGGCGCUACAAAGAUCUUGGCAAUCUGCCGAAUGUCCUAACGGACGACAGGUACCGGUAUGCGAACCCGGGACUAACUUAUGUGUAUCAGUUCGUCAACGUUGAAGACUUCGAAGGCCGAGGAGAAUCACAACCAACGCCGUACUUCUAUCAGAAUUUGGGAGAAGCCGAGUAUUGCGUAGCACUCUUUAUGUAUAUGCGCCUUUGUGGAAUCCCCGCUCACAAGAUCUCCAUCCUGUCGACCUACAAUGGCCAGAAGGCCUUGCUGAGAGAUGUGGUCAGGACACGGUGCUCAUGGAAUCCGCUGUUUGGAGAGCCUGCCAAGAUUACGACAGUGGACAAGUUCCAGGGACAGCAGAAUGACUUCAUCAUAGUCUCGUUGGUGCGAACAGCACAUGUGGGCCACCUCCGCGAUGUCAGACGACUCAUCGUCACGAUGAGUAGAGCUCGCUUCGGGCUCUACGUGUUUGGAAGGUUUUCGCUCUUCGAGAACUGCUUCGAACUCACUCCAGUAUUCAGCCGCUUUGCGAGACUACCUCGCGACUUGAGUUUGGAGCUGCUCGGCCGCAGAAGCUUGAAACCAUUUCGCGAUGACACUCGGGUUCAUGUUGGCUACAGCUCGAUAUCCUCACUGGGGCUAUUCAGAGAGCUUGGUGCGGUGGUGGAAAUUGACAGCCUGACGAAGUUGAAGUGCCCGGUGGCCCCACAAUAG
Messenger RNA from Symbiodinium sp. CCMP2456, 4323 nucleotides. NCBI's taxonomy places the organism in Eukaryota, Dinophyceae, Suessiales, Symbiodiniaceae. The record is from the annotation of a GenBank genome assembly.